Molecule: messenger RNA, 4298 nt
Organism: Centrocercus urophasianus (Greater sage-grouse)
Lineage: Eukaryota; Metazoa; Chordata; Aves; Galliformes; Phasianidae
Gene: HSPA13
Product: heat shock protein family A (Hsp70) member 13
Exons: 5
Coding region: 52-1470 (472 amino acids)
Biological process (GO): vesicle-mediated transport; cellular response to unfolded protein; protein refolding
Cellular component (GO): nucleus; cytoplasm; plasma membrane
Molecular function (GO): ATP binding; heat shock protein binding; misfolded protein binding
Source: RefSeq, a predicted model, not a curated record
GACCCGUCAGCAAUCGGAGUUGGCCGGUGCUGCGGCAGCCGGCGAGCAGCGAUGGCCGGGCAGAUGGCGGUGCUGGGCUCGGCAAUUCUGGCUCUUCUGCUAGCUGGCUAUCUAGCUCAACAGUAUUUACCAAUGCCCACACCAAAAGUAAUUGGGAUUGAUCUUGGCACAACUUACUGCUCUGUAGGUGUCUUUCUUCCUGGAACAGGGCAGGUGAAGGUUAUUGCAGAUGAAAACGGGCACAACAGCAUUCCAAGUAUAGUGUCUUUCACGGACAGAGAUGUAUACGUCGGAUAUGAUGGCCUAGAACUUGCUGAUGCAAAUCCUCAGAAUACUAUAUAUGAUGCAAAAAGAUUCAUUGGGAAAAUCUUCACUUCAGAAGAACUGAAGAGUGAAAGUAGCAGGUAUCCAUUUAAGAUUUUCAACAACGGUGGAUCAGCUGAAUUUUCUGUGACAACUAAUGAAACCUUUCGUGUCACUCCGGAGCAUAUCGGCUCUCAGCUGCUACUGAAAUUGAAGAGAAUGGCAGAAGACCAUCUUGGUGUGCCCAUUUCAAAGGCAGUCAUCUCUGUGCCAGCAGAGUUUGAUGAAAGGCAACGGAAUGCCACUGUUAAGGCUGCUAACCUUGCAGGGCUAGAAAUCUUGCGAGUAAUCAAUGAACCCACAGCUGCGGCUAUGGCUUAUGGACUCCACAAAGCUGAUGUGUUUAAUGUCCUGGUGGUAGAUUUGGGUGGAGGAACUUUGGAUGUGUCUCUGCUGAACAAGCAGGGAGGGAUGUUCCUCACACGAGCCAUGGCAGGUAACAACAAACUUGGAGGACAAGAUUUUAAUCAGAGGUUGAUGCAGCAUUUAUACGAUCAACUCAAUCAAGUAUAUGGUUCUCUGCCAUCAAGAAAAGAAGAAAUACAUCGCCUCAGACAGGCUGUGGAAGCAGUUAAGCUAAAUUUGACUAUUCAUGAGGCAUCUACAUUAAGGGUGUCAUUGACUGUGCCAGAAAGGAAGCUUACAAAAGAACUGCCUGAAAGUGAUGUAAAGCCAAAUACUGUUCCUAACAGCAAGCCUUCACAGAAAACGAAAGACUUGCAAAAUCUUGGAGAUGCUUCAGAUGGAGAAAACAACUUUGUCAAAGUUGUGUUUGAAAGAGAAAUUUCUAGGAAACUAUUUGAGAUGUUGAACGAGGACCUUUUUAAGAAAAUUCUUGUUCCCAUUGAACAGGUGUUGAAGGAAGGCCACCUACACGAAGAGGAAGUGGAUGAAAUUGUGUUAGUUGGGGGCUCCACCCGGAUUCCUAAAAUACGUGAAGUUAUUCGGGAUUUCUUUGGAAAGGAACCCAACACCUCCGUAGACCCUGAUCUAGCAGUUGUAAUGGGUGUAGCAAUCCAAGCAGGAAUUGUUGGUGGGUCCUGGCCUCUCCAAGUAAGCGCAAUAGAAAUUCCCAAUAAGCAUUUACGAAAGACUAAUUUUAAUUAAAGAUAAACUCUUUCCCAUUGCAUCCCAUUUCUCCGAAAGCAUACUUGGAUGGUGCAUAUUUAUCUGACUGUCAGUGGAGCCUAACCUUAGCCAUAUAAUAUUCUAUUAUUUUUUUUUUGUAAUCUGUUUGAGCUAAAUGUUAUCUUAAAGGUACAAGUGAUUUUUAAAGCUCUGAAGUCUUUGAAGUCGUAUUUGCCUCUAGAUUGGAUACAGAGUGAAAAUCCUAAAGAUGACACACUCAUAUUCUUUUGCUAAAUUUUAUUAGCAAAUCUGGAAGAGGUGUUUGUUUAAAAGUUAAAGAGAGUGUGACCAAAGUUUAGAAAUAAUGCAGCAUUGUAGUAUGGAUGUUCCUGUGUCAAGUAUAUUUUAUUUAGAAGAAUGUGAAGCAGUGUUAACGCACAUAGCACUAGCAGUGUUGAGCUAAAAUUUAUUUAUUAAAAUGAGUCAUUUGAGCAUUUAAAAACCUUUCUAAAAGGCAUACUGCAGCUUGAAUGAGAUUUAUACAUUCACUUGAAUCUUCUGCUGUUCAUAACAGCAUACUAGUUUUAUGAAGACCACGUGGCAAAUUACUGUCUCAUGUUUGAGUCAAAACAUAUUAAGAAAUUUAGCUCUUGGUAAUGUGGAGUUGCUUAGUGUGUCUACAAUGGCUAAAUUCCUGAAACAUUCUGGAUGGUUAACAUAGAGGUGCUGCUGUCUUACACUUAAGAACAAGUGCGUAUCACCAACUGUUUAUACCUCUCUCCACAUUAUUUGAAAACCAUAUUAAUUUAUGUAUCUUGAAGCUACAUGUGUAUAUUUUCCUUUGAAUUUUACCAACAUGAAUUAAAUUGUCGCACAAUUGCAAGUGUAUGACAUCUUCCCACUGCCCCCCCGCCCCCCCAGCUCUACUGUUUUCAGGGGAAGAAGUGUGGGACCAAAUGAACUGCUUAGAUGAAAUCUAGUUCCUCUCAUUGAUGAAAACUCAUCCAGCUUUGUUUAUACAUUUUAGCUAGUAUCUCUGUUAGUAUCUAGUAUCUUUAAGUUGUGUGAUAUUCCUACUCUAAACUCAGCGUAGAUAACAGCUGGUAGCUGUUUAUCUGAGAAAGAAGCAGUGCCUGUAACUAAGGAUUAGAGGUAAAGAUUCUUCAGCCUAUAUUUUAAGCAAAUACUUUGCCAUUCACCUAUGUAGCAAAUGAAAGAGGAGAAAAGGAUGAUAAAAUUAAAAAGAAAAAUUGUGAAGCUUUUUUUUUUUUUUUUUUUUGGAAAGUUAAAACGUUACUUAAUGGGCCAAGGGAUUUUCUAUCUGUUUAGAACUCUCAAGUGAAGGCAUUCAACUCAGGAUUGUCUUUAUCCAUCAUUGCAGUAUCAGGUAAGCUUUAGUAAUAGGUGAUUUUAAGCAUUUUCUUGUAUGCUCCAAAAAAUAACUUUGAUAAGCAUGCCAAGGCAUCAAGUGUGGGCUUAGAGCUAUGGUUUAACCCCUGACCACGUUAAAAUAGGCCUAUUAUUCUCCUGGCAUAGACCAGAUCUAUGGCACUGCCUUCCCAAUUCUGCUGAUGCAGCUGUUUGCAUAGCUGUGGUCUAAACAUACCUUUGAAGUAAUCCUAUUAAAAACCUCUUGAGUUUUAGUUUUGUUUAGCCAUUCCAUGGGUGGUGUUUAACUUCACAAAGAUUCCCAAAAUACCGAUAACAUUUAAUUUCACUGAGUUGAAAACUAAAGGAACUUUUUGGAUGCUUUUUUCCCUGCCUUUAUACCUUCGGAAAUCACCUGUCUUUACAUAUAUAUGGGAAUUCUAGUAAAAUCUGAUAAUGUAUUAAAAUAAAAUACUGCAUGUUUAUAAAAUAAAAGGGAGUGAGGUAAGGGACCAAGGUGAAUAGAACUAAAACUCCCGAGUUGAAAGAAGUCUUUUAGUGAAGUCGAUGCCAGUAUGCAGUACAGUUCUCAUAUGCAGUUGCCUUGCAGAUAUAUUUGUGUACAUUCACUAUAUUUUUUUCCAGAGUAUUUGGAGUCAUUGUGGCCUUUCUGCUGCCCUGCUGUAAAUUCAUCUCAAAAUACUGUGGAAUUUUUGUAGGACUUCAGGUUUUUUAUUUGUUUAAUGCAGGUCUGCUUAUUUUACACAGUGUAAUAAAAUAGAUUAAAAUAAAACCACAUUGCAGUUGGGCUAAACUAUUAAAAGCUUUUUGCAGUUUUAGGACAAGUUAGGCAGAAGUGAGGGUGUAACUUUAAACUGUUUAAACAAUGCAAAUAAAGGAAGUACUUUAGCAUAUUCCUUCAGUCUAGAGGAGAUUAAAAACAAAAUCUCUAGUUUUAAUCUGGGUAAGGGGAGGGUGAGUUGUUUAUUAAGAAAAAUAAUUUAAAAAAUCACAAAAGGGUAUUUAUUCUUUCAGUUUUCUAUGCAGCUUGAAGUAAAAAAGCUACUGUACAUCAGAUAUCUCCCAAUGCAUCCUUAUUUAUUUUCUGAAUUCUGCAAAUUAUGUUGUCUUUGAUCUUACUACUGUGUCAUAUAUUAAAAUAUAUUUCAUAUUUGAAAGAUGAGUAGGACACUGCACUAACUGGAUGUUUCUAGAUAUGCAGAUGUACUGCUUAGCAGAAGCCUUUGUUUAAAUAAAUUGGUAUUCAAAGGCUGAACUCUUUCUACAAGCUCUCCUGGAAAUCUUGAGUACGGUUACCUGUGGUGUUAAGUGUAUGAGAAGUUUAUACAGUUAAAACUUGUGUUGCAAGUUGAAAUUCGAAAUGCCUAAGCUGCCUCACCAGCAGUAUGUUCCUGAAUUGUUUCCAAAUGCAGAUGAUGAAAUGCAUUUUAUAAAUAACCUUUUAGAAUGUUUUUAAUAAAAAGAAUUUCUGUCCUUCA